AUGUUGUUUACUCAUUCUCCGCCUCUUUUCUCGCAAUCGGUAUCGUCAUCAGUAGGCAACGAGUCGUCGUCAUCUCAUACAACUACAGUCUGUAAUUCUCGAGACAUUGAAAAUCAACUACAUACCGUUUCUUUAUCAAAUAACUCGACGCUUUUUACCAAUGGGCCAUCAAAUGAUCAGUUAUUAUCAAAUAGUCAAUCGCAUUUUUCUCAAUUGUCCGAUCAAGAUUAUUUCUAUUCUCCAUUAUCAUCUUCAUCAUCUUCUUGCCCUUCAAUUCAUCUAACAACAACAAAAACAAUAACAAACAGUAAAUUAUCUAAAUCACAUCGAGGUGAUUCCUGUCCUAUAUUAGCUAAUCAUAAAAGAAUAAAUCAUUUUUAUCUUCCAAAAAAAAUAUCAUCGUCUAAUCGUGAUGUACCCAUGGCUACGAUGCCAACAAAAGAUUCACACGUAUGCCAUUCAGAUGAUAUAUCUCAACUUUCUAAAGCAAAUCAAUGGUUCGAUAAUACUACUAUACCGGUAACUAAUCCUGCUGCUGCUACUGCUUUUAUUGAAAAUGAUGAAUUGGAAAUCAGUGAAGAACCUGUAAGUACAUCUGUCACAACAUCUCCUACAGACACACCGAAAAUUAGUGAAUGUUUACACCAAUCACUUCCUGAUUGUUCAGUAAAUGUAUGUCCGUCUAAUAUUAAUACUGAUCGUAAAGUUAUUUUAAAUGUUGGUGGUGUUAGACAUGAAGUUUUAUGGCGUACACUUUAUCGUCUACCCAAUACACGUCUAGGUCGUUUGGCAAAAUUACGUCAAACAACAUUGUCAACAACCCGCCUAAUGCCACAUGAUGAAAUAAUGCGCUUAUGUGAUGAUUAUGACUUAUCAAAAGGAGAAUAUUUUUUUGAUCGUCAUCCACGUACAUUUUCAUCAAUAAUUAAUUUUUAUCGUACAGGAAAAUUACAUUUAGUAGAUGAUUUAUGUGUUAUAUCAUUUCAUGAUGAUUUAAUUUACUGGGGUAUUGAUGAAUAUUAUUUAGAAUUAUGUUGUCAAAAUAAAUAUCAUCAAAAAAAAGAUCAUGUUUUAGAAGAAAUAAGAAAAGAAGCUGAAUUAUUAAAAGUUGAAAAAGAAGAAACUAUUAUUGGUGAACGUUGUUGUGGAAAUUUAAGACGAAAAAUUUGGGAUCUUGUCGAACAUCCACAUACAUCAAAAGGUGCACGAAUUAUUGCAUUUGUCAGCAUUUCUUUUAUUCUUCUUUCUUCAUUCACGUUGACAUUAAGUACUAUUGAAGGUUGUGCACCAAAUAUAUCGGAUUCUGAAAGUAUAAUUGAUACUCCAACAUCAGCUGAUGUUGAUGCUGUACGUAUGGCUGCUCAAUCUGCAGCACGUGAUUUAGCUGCAGAACAUCAUGAAAGUGCUAGUGAUUGUCGUGAACCAUUAUUUUUAUUUAUUAUUGAAACAAUAUGUAUAUCAUGGUUUACAAUUGAAUAUAUUGUUCGUGUAUUUUCUACACCAGAUAAAUGCAAAUUUUUUAAAGGUGUUUUAAAUACAAUUGAUCUUAUUGCUAUUGUACCAUUUUAUAUAUCAAUUAUACUUGAAACAUUAGAUACGGGUAAUUUAAAAAAUUUUAAAUCUGUUCGUAAAGCUGUACAAGUAUUUCGUGUUUUACGUAUAAUGCGUAUACUUAAAUUAGCACGUCAUUCAACUGGUCUUCAAUCAUUAGGUUAUACAUUACGAAGAAGCUAUAAAGAAUUAUCUAUGCUUUUAAUGUUUUUGGCUAUAUUUAUAUUAUUAUUUUCAAGUUUAGCUUAUUUUGCUGAAAGAGAUGGUAAUGCUAUACAAUUUCGUUCUAUACCACAUGCAUUUUGGUGGGCGAGUAUUACAAUGACUACCGUUGGUUAUGGUGAUAUCUAUCCAAAAUCUGUAUGGGGUAAAUUAAUUGGUGCCGUAUGUUGUGUUUGUGGAGUACUUGUUAUUGCUUUACCAAUCCCAAUUAUUGUUAAUAAUUUUGCUGAAUAUUAUAAAGAACAAUUACGUCGUGAAAAAGCUUUAAAACGUAAAGAAGCUUUUGAUCGUGCCAAAAAAGAUGGUUCAAUUGUAUCGAUUCCAUCUCGUUCUGCAUCAAAUUUAUCACAUAUGGAUUAUAAUGCACGUCGUUUAAGUAUAUUAAAAUAUAUAUCAAGUCAUCCCCCAACAAGUGAUGAGCCAUUAUAUGAUCCAGGAUGUUAUGACAAAAAAACUCCAUUAUCAUCAUUAACACAUAUUCCACAUACAAUUGAUUUGUAUACGGAGAUUAAUGAAAAUAACUAUCGAACACCAAAAGAACAUGAUGAAGAUGCAAAACAAGCAUUAAUUACUAAAACAGAUAUUCCAAUGGAUACUGAGAGAAAAGAAAAUAUUUUGAAUAGAUAA
Messenger RNA from Rotaria sp. Silwood1, 2400 nucleotides. NCBI's taxonomy places the organism in Eukaryota, Metazoa, Rotifera, Eurotatoria, Philodinida, Philodinidae. The record is from the annotation of a GenBank genome assembly.